Messenger RNA from Closterium sp. NIES-67, 2611 nucleotides. NCBI's taxonomy places the organism in Eukaryota, Viridiplantae, Streptophyta, Zygnematophyceae, Desmidiales, Closteriaceae. The record is from the annotation of a GenBank genome assembly.
GCGCAGAGCCUUCGAGUUAGGAGCCGUGUUAGAGAGGACUUCAAGCCCAUCCUACCAAGACAGCUACGACUUGCGAGGCAAUAACUCUAGUACCGUGAGCUAGUGCGUCAAUCUGCCUAGCUAGUACGGUAGUAGACAGUAUAGUUCCUGGAUAAAUCCCUCUGACUAAGAAACUCUGUCUAGCAGAUCUUGUUGUGGCUCCGGCAGAUGGCGUCGGGAACCCUACUAGUAGUCGGAGACAGCCCGAGGCGUUUCUUCCCGCCAAUUAAAAUCGACCGGGGGACCGCCGACAGCAGCGUUUCAUCGCCAAAAUCGCCUCUCGAGCGCCAGCUCAGCUCUCUCACGCCGUCUCCCUCGUUCGACGAACGCGAGUUGACCCUUAACCCGCCGAGCCCAGCCACCGAGGGAGCCGAGUCCACGUGGCACUUCCGUAACUCUGUUAGUUAUAGCUUCCAGCCAUCGGAAGGAGCAGAGGCGCCAACGCAAGCGGAUAAGACCGCGCAUCGCGCCCCGCCGACCCAUUCCACCUCCCCGUCAUUCGUGGUUGAUUUCUUCUCCGCUGCGUCGCGAACGGUGCGUGAUCUGCUGUCGGGGGAGGGGAACAUCAGCGGCGCGGGGAAUGGGGGGAGGCGCAAUCGCGGAACGCUGCUGGUAUUCGACGGCUUCACUACCGAACCUUCUGCGGAGAACGCGGAAAGAGGCGACGGUUGCGACGCGGAAAGAUGCGGCGGCGAGAAUGCGGUUACUAUCGCGAAUGCGGAAAGGCAUCCGCGAGAAGCCCACGCACGAGCGACAGCCGACUGUCGCGAACUUACGUACGCUCGCGAAGUUACAGAUUCUCGCUCAGCUGUUUUGUCAACGACGCCGGAAGCCGUCGCUGCGAAAACUGCUAGCAGCAGCAGCAGCGAAACGCCGGUUUCGACCGAACGCGCGUCGGCCAACCAGGGCUCGGCGAAAUCAGGCUGGGAAAUAGCGGCGGGGAAAGCCGCGACGGGUCCCCAGGGCGCUGCGCUCAGGCAGCGCAGCCUGCGAUGGAGCGCGGCGACGACGGAGCAGCGGAGAGGAGAGGUUUGCGCGCUUGGCGGCGGGAUGCAUGGCGCGGAGUAUGGAGACGGGAACAGGGACCUGAGCGGAGUUGACGAAAGUAGGGUUACAGAUACGACGACGACGAGUGCUACAACGAACAGAAAUUGCGACGAAACUGGAGCUGGUAACCAGAGCGUGGCCGGAGUUGAUGGUUCUGAUAGCGGCGUUGACAGAUGUGCUAAUGGCGGGAGGGACGGAAGCAGCACGUAUAGCGUUGGGGCUGUAAGCACACGGCGACAGGAUCGACCUCGAUAUAAUCGCAAUCACGCGCAUUCCAAUAGAAGCGCUCGACCCAGAAAGAUUUCUCCUGUACCGCAGAGCUGCGUUGGCGGUUGGGAUUCGUGCAACGACGACGGGAAACACAGUAACGGCGACUUCGCGAAAGACUUUCCGUGCACUCACACCUUAGUGAAACGACCCGUUUCAGCCACGUCAACUUCGGUUCUGUUGAAACCGUAUGCCGACAUCGCGUCCAGAUUCGUUGUACACCAUCGGGAGAUUGGGAGCGGGCAAUACGGAAGCAUCCGAAAAUGUUUGGAGAUUGAAACCGGGCGGGUGUACGCGUGCAAGACGAUCAAGAAAAAUCAGAUAAAGGGUUCGGAGGAAGCGGAUGACAUUAGGCGGGAAGUGGCGAGCAUGUGGGUGGCACGUGACCAUCCUCAUAUAGUCACACUUCUUGACACGUUUGAAGACAGAAAGGCUGUUCACCUUGUCAUGGAGCUAUGCAGAGGUGGCGACCUCUUCGAUAGAAUUACAAAACUGGGGCCAUACUCUGAACCCUCCGGAGCAAAGCUCUGCCAAUCCCUCACCCACGUCGUGCUGCACUGCCAUUUAAACGGAAUUGUACACCGCGAUAUAAAACCCGAAAACAUCCUCCUUAAAAACUCUUCAGACGACACGAAUAUACUACUUGCGGAUUUCGGAGCAGCAGCUUUUGCGACUGAAGGGGAGGUGAUUAAAGAGGUGGUGGGUACACCUGAGUACAUGGCACCUGAGAUGUGGGGAGCAGUCUUUGAUGAUUCAAAUAAGCUGCUCUCUACACCUCGGGAACAUGGAGUCGAGUAUAAUUCUGCAGUGGAUGUGUGGAGCAUGGGUGUGGUUAUGUACGUGGCAAUGAGUGGUGUACCGCCGUUUUGGGCUACAGUGGAGCGUACUGUAGCCAAAGCGGUGCUUACACGGCCAGUGGUUUUCCGACCAGCCAAGUGGGGAGGGGUGUCGGAGGAGUGCAAGGAGCUUAUAGAGAGGAUGCUGGAGAAGGACUGGAGGAAGCGCAUCACCCCUGUGGAGAUACUUGAACAUCCAUGGAUUGUGCAACAUGUUGGCAAGCAUAAGUGAGCCCGUUGGUCAGCAGCAGCACUGACAUCGCUUCCCCGAGCAGAGCUGGUCGUGACUCAUAAGGAUUACAUUUCUUCAGUAUUGUUGUACCUGGUACCGUAAUCCCCCGGAUAUAAGCGCUGCCGUUUAUUUAGCGCCAUGGCCCUUAUAGAGUGUAAGAGCGCUUAUAUAAAAAAUCCGAUUACAAUCG